Molecule: messenger RNA, 7067 nt
Organism: Spea bombifrons (plains spadefoot toad)
Lineage: Eukaryota; Metazoa; Chordata; Amphibia; Anura; Pelobatidae
Gene: MAP2
Product: microtubule associated protein 2
Exons: 17
Coding region: 336-5972 (1878 amino acids)
Biological process (GO): microtubule cytoskeleton organization; neuron projection development
Cellular component (GO): neuron projection
Molecular function (GO): microtubule binding
Source: RefSeq, a predicted model, not a curated record
UCCUAGGCAGAGAGCCGGUGGAGAGAAGGGAGGAGGUGGGGGUGAAUAAAGCAGAUCCUCAGCCUGUGUGUUUCGCAGACAGCUAUUAACUAGUUCUGCUGCUGCCUUUCUCCUAAGCACUAGCUUCAGCUGAAUUAAAACAAAGAGCAUUAUGGUGAAGUGCCAGGGAACAGAAGUUUCUGCCUGACUCCUGGUUUUGAUCCCGUCUCCUUGUCUUGCUGCACCAUCCGGAUUAAGAGGUGCCUUGUGUCUGACAGCUGCCUGUUGUUCAGCUCUUCAAUAGCAGAGAGGACCCCAGCUGUUUCUAGAACAGGUCUCUGGGUAGAAGGAAAAGCAUGACGGACAACAGGCAGGAUGAGCCCAAGUCAUCUCCUUGGGCAGCUGGACAGCUCAUGGAAGCUUCCUCUCUCCCGCAUGCCACAGACAUGAAAGAACAAGGAGGGGCAGGAGAAGGGGUAGUCCACAGCUCCAAUGGCAUUCCCUUCAGAGAGGCAGAGGACAGAGGAUAUGGGGAGCGGGCUCUCCAGGCCUCUCAUCCCAACACCAAGGAGAAUGGCAUUAAUGGGGAAAUGCCAUCUGCAGACUCCGAAACUGCAGAGGAGGUAUCUGCACGAAUAGUCCAAGUAGUAACUGCUGAUGCUGUAGCGGUCCUGAGAGGUGAACAAGAGAAGGAAGCCCAGCACAAAGGACCCCCGGGACAUCUGCCUUUAGUUGUUGAAGAUACGACCAACUUGCCUCCUUCUCCUCCUCCUUCUCCUGCUUCUGAACAGAUGGCUACAGUGGAGGAAGAAGAGAGAGUUAAGGGCCCUGUGACUGAGGAAGAAGAAAAGAAUAUUCAGGGGACAGAAAGCAGGUCAACUGAGCCCUCUGUCUUAGGGCUCAGUGAAGACCAAGCUGAUUCAGGCUCUGAUGUCACACAGCUUGGUGGAGAAAGUGUUGUAUGCGAAUUACCUGGUGGGAAAGGUCAAACAAAAAUCAAGACAGAGUCUACUCCCAUUACGUUGCCUUCCUUACCAGAGGAAGAUGUACUUACAGCCUCGAAGAUGGGAGCACGAGAACAGUUGGAUUCAAUUCCUUUCUCUGUGGAGGUUGUGGACACUGUCGAAGAUAUGACAACAAUUAAAAAGACUGAAGAUGAUGUGAAAGAAGAUACCUUGGCUGUGCACACACCCGAAAAGGACAUGAAGAAAUGUGACAAGGAAGAUGAGGUUCUCCAAAGCACUGCUGUAGGAAUGGAACCAUCGAAAGCUGAUGUCUCCACAUUGGAUCCAUGCACUUCAAAGUCUUCUGAUGCUGAAACACAAGAACUUGAAAUACCAAAGGAUAGAAAGACACCAGAAAGCGAUACAGGCCCAGACACAAUCAGAGAUUUUUCUAGCAAGGACAAAAAUAAUCUUUCAAAUCCAAACACUGAGACUGAUGUUCAGUUCACUAGCUACCCUUCAAAAGAAAGUGAAAGUUCUUCUGCGCAAUCAUGGCCUGAGUUGGUUGAGGAAGGACAGGAAAUCAAAAAUGAACUUCUUUCACAUUCAUUAUUACCAAAUACAGAUCAAAUUGAUAAGGAUACCACAGGUUCAGCCAAUGUAGAACCAUUUAAAACUGAUAUAGCCAAGGGUAGCCCAACAGAUAACAUAAGCGAGGUAAUUUUCUCAGAUGAUGAUAAAUCUGGUGCACAUAAACAGCAUAGUGUAGAUGACUUACCUACAUCAACAACUUCAGGUGUUGUGAGUGAGAAAGACGUGCUCAAUCAAAAAGUAUAUGAAGAUGAAAAGUCCGAUAUUCAGAGCUUACAACCCGUGGCUGUAAGUAAACUCUUGCCCCAGCAAGAUGAAAUUACUAUUAACAAAUCUAGUGAUAAUGUAGACACAUGCAAAGAAUCUGAAACAAAGGAUGCAGCAAGUAUCUUAGAUGAGUCAAGUCAUCUAAAUGUUGCAUACCAUACAGAUGAUGACUAUAAUAUGGAAACCCAGUACUCAUCACCUAAAGAUCAGACUGAGGAAUUUGAAGUACUUGAAGCUACUAAUGUUUCAGUGUCUGAGUUUCCUCAAAAAACAACCGUAACCCAAUCUAAACCUGACAACAAAGAGCAAACUGACAGUAAAACACAACUACAGGAAGAUAAGUCUGGUAUGUCCACAUAUUUUGAGACUUCUGCUUUGAAAGAUGAUGCAGAAAGUGCAGUUCAGCAAAGCAGUGAUUAUUAUGAGUUGACUGAUGUAAAAGAGCCUCCGUAUGAGACCUGCUCCAUGCCUCAUUUAGAUAAAGGUGAGGAUGAUGAAGACAAUGAUGAUUUAGAACCAAUUGCUGAAGAGAAGGGCACUUCUGGUCAUGAAGCAGGAUAUAGCACGCUCACAUCUACAAAGCUAGCAUCUAACAUCGCUAAAGGUGACAGGUUGUUUACUAUAGAUCCAAAUAUCUAUGCAGACAAAUCAGAGUUCCUUAGCAAAAAUAAAGAUGAUCUCACUCUCAGUCGAAGCCUUGGCCUUGGUGGUAGAUCUGCAAUUGAACAGAGAAGUAUGUCAAUAAACCUCCCUAUGUCCUGUCUUGACUCCAUAGCACUAGGCUUUAGCUAUGCUCGUGCCCAUGACCUCUCACCCUUAGCAACAGAUAUACUUUCAAAUACAAGUGGAAGUUUAGAUGACGGGGAUGAAUCUGAUUUACCAGCAACCACCCCUGCUUUAGAGAAGGCUCCCUCAUUCCCAGAAGAGUCAGAACAUGAAGAAGUAGAGUAUAGAACUGAGACAGAAAAGACCACUGAAAAGGAAAGGUUUGAGCUUGAACCGUUGUGUGAAUCACAGUACCCAGCCAAAGAAUCUUAUAAAAAUGGCACAAUAAUGGCACCUGAUCUUCCUGAGAUGUUGGAUUUAACUGGAUCUCGGUCCCGAUUAGAUUCAGGAAGUGCUGAUUCAGAUGCAGCCAGGAGAAAGUCUGGAGCUUCUGAGAUCAUUAUUGAUGAAAGUAGUGUUAUCCAGCAAGCUACGGCUCUUGAUGGAAGCCAACUUCUUGUAAAGGCAGACAGUCAGCAAGAAGAACUGGGCUAUUGUGUUUUCAACAAAUACACUGUGCCUCUGCCUUCCCCAGUGCAGGAUAGUGAGAAUUUAACUGGGGGUAUGUCUACACUUUAUGAAGGUCUUGGAGUGGAUCCAUCAAUCAUUGAGAUCAAGUUGGCAGCUGCAGAGAAAAUGGAAAAAGACAUGCAAGAUCUGCCUAGUGAACCAGUCACACCAGGGUGGGACACAGAACUGGAUAAAAAAGCCUCUGAGACCAAACUUGACACAGUCUUAGAAAAAAGUGAGGAACACAUAGAUACAAAAGAUACUUCUGAAAACGUAGAAGGAACCAAACAACAUGGGCAAACCUCAGAGCCUGCUUUGAGCAUUAUAGUAGAAAAACCAUUAGCAGAAGAAAACAAUGAAAAACCUAUUGACAUGCAACACACUGCACAAGAAGAAGACGUACCAGAGAAAGAUUUGAAAGAUACAUGUCUUUCAUUAUCUGAAGUUGCUUCCCCCAUUGCAACAGCAGAGACAGCUGCAAAGGAGAUAUCAGAAACAGAAGCAUCUCCAGAGCUUUCUAAGCAAAUUAAAGAUCACCCAGUGUCCGAUGAACCAACUAACAUUGAGGUACAGUCAACAGUUGCUUUAAAAGAAGAAUCAGCUGUUGCCUCUGAAGACAGUAUGAAGGCCAUUGAUUCCAGUAAAGUCAAAGAUGCCAAAGAAAGCAUUAAUAAUGAAAACAUUGCACAAAUGAAGGAGGGUGCCAAACUUUCUGAAACAGAUUUAAAAGAGAAAGGUGCCAAGCCAGACUUAGUCCAUCAAGAAGCAAUGGAUAAAGAAGAAUCAUAUGAAUCCAGUGGAGAGCCAGAGCAGACACAGGAAUCUUCACUGGAAGUGGCCAAAGAGAUCCUGGCUGAAGAAUUAGACAAACCAGACACAACUCUUGAAAUUCCACAAGAACCUUGUGAUGUAUCGGUUUCUCAAGCAAAGGAUGUCAAAAAAGAUGUUGAAGAGGAAGCCCAAGUGGAAAUCUUAACUGAGUCCCAAACUGAUGAAAAAGGAGACAAUUUGGUUGAAAAGGAGGAGACUGAACAAGAGAUUACAAAACCAGCUGAUGAAGAGUAUGACAAAGAAGAGAUGGAAGUGAUAGAAGAAAGCAGCAAAGACCUAACACUGGAGGUCCCAGAACAGGAGGCAGAACCUAAGACAUUUGAUGAAGAACCUGCAGUUGAGUGCUCAGAAGAGGUGACAGGAGUCAUAGAGUCUGUAGUCACAGUUGAAGAAGACUUUAUUAAGGUGGUACAGACCACUGUGGAUGAAGGUGAAUCAUUGGCUCACAGUGUUCGCUUUGCUGCUGUGGUACCAGCAGAAAGUGAAGAGAAGCCCUACACAGAAGAAGAGGAGGAAGAAGAAGAGGAGCUUAAGGAUGAACCCAAGGAAGGCUCACCUUCCAUUCCAGGUUCUCCAGAAAAAGAAGAGACCCUUCUCACAGACUACAAAACAGAAACACAAGAUGAUUACAGAGAUGAGACAACAAUAGAUGACUCUGUGUUGGAUACAGACAGUGUCUGGGUUGAUGCACACGAUGAUGACAGGAGCAUUAUGACUGAAGCUAUAGAACCCAUCCCUAAGGAAGAGAAGGUUGACCGAGACUUGCAGAGGCCUCCCGUAGAGAAGCAUAGAAAAGAAAAGCCUCUCAAAUCUGGCCGCGGUCGAGUGUCUACUCCAGAGAGGAAAAUAACCAAAAGGGAAUCCAGCGCAACCUCCAGGGAUGAAGUGAGAAGGAAAAAAGCUGUACUUAAGAAAGCUGAACUUUCUAAAAAGUCUGACGUUCAGGCCCACUCUCCAUCCAGGAAAAUUAUUUUAAAACCUGCCGUCAAGCAGUCUAGACCUGCCCAACUGGCCUGUGCGAGAAGGAAGCCGGCAGGGGGGGAGUCACAGCAUGCCUCUAGUGCUGUUCGGCAGGCCAAAGACAAGGUUAUGGAAAGUACAAACAAGAGUCCAGAAAAGCGCUCAUCAUUGCCAAGACCUUCCUCCAUCCACCCCACCCGGAAAAUCUUCCCUGUAGAGAAAGAAGAAAACUCGGUUUCUACUAGCAUGUCUGUGUCAUCCUCAGCACGACGCACCACCAGGUCUGAGCCAAUUUGGAGUAGAACGGGUAAGAGUGGCACUUCUACACCAACUACCCCAGGCUCUACUGCUAUUACACCUGGUACACCACCAAGCUAUGCUUCUCGAACACCCGGCACACCAGGUACCCCAAGUUACUCCCGCACACCUCGCACUCCAGGUACACCAAAAUCUGCCAUGUACUAUGCGGAGAAAAAAGUGGCAAUCCUCCGCACACCUCCAAAGUCUCCUGCAACACUUAAACAAAUGCGUGUCUCAAAUCAACCCAUGCCAGACCUGAAAAAUAUUAAAUCGAAAAUUGGAUCCACAGAAAACAUCAAGUAUCAACCUAAGGGUGGACAGGUUAAGAUCUUAAAUGAGAAGAUUGAUUUUAGUGGAGUUCAGUCUCGUUGUGGCUCCAAGGAUAACAUCAGUCAUAGUGCAGGGGGUGGAAAUGUCCACAUUUUAAGCAAGAAGAUUGACCUGAGUCAUGUGACAUCCAAAUGUGGAUCUCUGAAGAACAUUCACCACCGGCCAGGAGGUGGGAAUGUGAGAAUCGAGAGUGUGAAAUUGGAUUUCAAGGAGAAGGCCCACGCAAAGGUUGGUUCUCUGGAUAACGCUCACCAUAUCCCUGGAGGUGGUAACAUUAAGAUUGACAGCCAGAAGCUGAAUUUCCGAGAGAGUGCUAAGGCCCGUGUUGACCAUGGCGCAGAAAUCAUCACACAAUCCCCAGGUCGCUCCAGCCUCGCUUCCCCACGCCGUCUCAGCAAUGUGUCCUCUUCUGGAAGCAUCAAUCUGCUAGAGUCCCCACAGCUUGCUACCCUAGCAGAAGACGUCACUGCAGCCCUGGCCAAACAGGGCUUAUGAAUGUGUUUUAAUUUAGCAGUGUAUGAAGUUAAACAUAAAUAUUAAUAAUAUUAAUAAUGAUAAUAUUUACGCAUGAGCUCUUGGCAGGAUUUGGGCUCAGAGCAGGUAUCCCAUCCAUUACUUAACAGAUCCUUCUACACAGCAUACAGAUAUUACCUAAAGACAACAUCUAUGUCAAGAUUUAUUCAUUACGUACAUCAUUUUCCACUGAAAUCCUCCAUGGAGAGUAGGGAUCCUAUGAUUAUGAUAGACAGGUUUCCUCAUUCUGAUUUAUCAACGUUCACUGAAUUAAGAGCAAACCUCACAUAUUAGAAUACUCCCAAAACAUCACCCCAGCUGUAAUCACUGCUCUUGACUAGUCUUGCAUGGAGCCCUAAAGUACUUGGUGUAACUUCAACAUGUGCCUGCCAACCACCCAAGCAAAGUUUGUAUAAGAGCCAUGUGCAGUUAGAGAGGCUGCUCGUCUCCCUGUUCAGAUAGUGGUCCACCUUCCAUAAACCAAUCCCCAUUGGCUAGUGACUACCAUUAAUGCUUUUCUGCCGUGCGCCACCUAGAAAUGUGAUCGGUUUUAAAAAGAAAUAAACACACUUGCUAGUACAUGUCACAGAAGCCGGAUCAUUGUCAGCAUGCAAGCUGACCAUGCUAAUGGAAAAACGGGCCACUGAAGGAGAAGAAAUGGGGAUCCAGGGUGGAUAAGGAACAGCAAACGUAAAGCACUUGUUUUAUGACUAGUUCCUGUAUAGUUGUUAGACUCGUAGUUGCUCAGAUGACCUGCAUUGCUCUGUGGAGCAUCAAACUCCUUCAAGCAGCAGAGAUCAUGAAAAGAAACUUAGCUUUGUGCAUAGGCAAAACAUUUCCGCUACCUUUUUCCACCCGUUUGAUACAGUAUUAUUAAUCUAGAUGUAUAUAUAUUUCUCUGUGGCCAUGUUUUCAUUCACUCUCCCGAAACCCUUUCAUAUACUUGAAAAUUCCAUUUCUUACUCACAGUAUCUGUGUCUAUUGCGCCAUUUGGUAAAGCAGUUUUAGGUAGGCAUAAUUUAAUGUUAGGAACGCUUCUCAUUUUUCCUAUAUAAAAAAAUGCAAAAAAAAAAGAAA